This is a messenger RNA of Jaculus jaculus (lesser Egyptian jerboa), 2509 nucleotides long. RefSeq names its product retinoid X receptor beta (gene Rxrb). The record is from RefSeq and is a predicted model, not a curated record. The coding region runs from base 1 to 1575 and encodes 524 amino acids. The transcript is spliced from 10 exons. Gene Ontology annotation, molecular function: nuclear steroid receptor activity; zinc ion binding; retinoic acid-responsive element binding. Gene Ontology annotation, biological process: anatomical structure development; positive regulation of transcription by RNA polymerase II; response to retinoic acid. Gene Ontology annotation, cellular component: nucleus; RNA polymerase II transcription regulator complex. NCBI's taxonomy places the organism in Eukaryota, Metazoa, Chordata, Mammalia, Rodentia, Dipodidae.
AUGUCGUGGGCCGCCCGCCCGCCCUUCCUCCCGCCGCCGCACGCCGCGGGGCAGUGUGGGCCGGUGGGGGUGAGCGGAGAGAUGCAUUGUGGGCUCGCGGCCCGGUGGCGGCGGCGGCGGCCCUGGCUCGGCCCUGCGGCGGCGGCGGCGGCGGCCGGAGAGCAUCAAACCCCGGAGCCGGAGCCGGGGGAGGCUGGACGGGACGGGAUGGGCGACAGCGGGCGGGAUUCCCGAAGCCCAGACAGCUCUUCCCCAAGUUCCCUUUCCCAGGGGGUCCCUCCUCCAUCUCCUCCUGGUCCCCCUCUCCCUCCUUCAGCACCUCCACCCCCCAUGCCACCCCCUCCAUUGGGCUCUCCCUUCCCAGUCAUCAGUUCUUCCAUGGGGUCCCCUGGCCUGCCUCCUCCGGCUCCCCCAGGAUUCUCCGGGCCUGUCAGCAGCCCCCAGAUUAACUCAACAGUGUCGCUCCCUGGAGGUGGGUCUGGUCCCCCUGAAGAUGUGAAGCCACCAGUCUUAGGGGUCCGGGGCCUGCACUGUCCACCCCCUCCGGGUGGCCCUGGGGCUGGCAAACGGCUUUGUGCCAUCUGCGGGGACCGAAGCUCAGGCAAACACUAUGGGGUGUACAGCUGUGAGGGCUGCAAGGGCUUCUUCAAGCGCACCAUCAGGAAGGACCUGACCUACUCAUGUCGGGACAACAAAGACUGCACAGUGGACAAGCGCCAACGGAACCGCUGUCAGUACUGUCGCUAUCAGAAGUGCCUGGCCACUGGCAUGAAGAGGGAGGCGGUGCAAGAAGAGCGGCAGCGGGGCAAGGACAAGGAUGGGGAUGGGGAGGGGACUGGGGGAUCGCCCGAGGAGAUGCCAGUGGACAGGAUCCUGGAGGCGGAGCUUGCUGUGGAGCAGAAGAGUGACCAGGGCGUUGACGGUCCUGGGGGCACCGGGGGUAGCGGCAGCAGUCCAAAUGACCCCGUGACCAAUAUCUGUCAGGCGGCUGACAAGCAGCUGUUUACCCUUGUUGAGUGGGCAAAGCGGAUCCCACACUUCUCCUCCUUACCUCUGGAUGACCAGGUCAUAUUGCUGCGGGCAGGCUGGAAUGAGCUGCUCAUUGCCUCCUUCUCCCACCGGUCCAUUGAUGUCCGAGACGGCAUCCUCUUAGCCACAGGCCUUCAUGUGCAUCGAAACUCAGCCCAUUCCGCAGGCGUGGGAGCCAUCUUUGAUCGGUCCCUCUCCAGGGUGCUGACAGAGCUAGUGUCCAAAAUGCGAGACAUGAGGAUGGACAAGACAGAGCUUGGCUGCCUGCGGGCAAUCAUUCUGUUUAAUCCAGAUGCCAAGGGCCUGUCCAAUCCUGGUGAGGUGGAAGUCUUACGGGAGAAGGUGUACGCAUCACUGGAGACUUACUGCAAGCAGAAGUACCCAGAGCAGCAAGGACGGUUUGCCAAGCUGCUGCUGCGGCUUCCUGCCCUCCGGUCCAUCGGCCUUAAGUGUCUGGAGCACCUGUUUUUCUUCAAGCUCAUUGGUGACACCCCCAUCGACACCUUCCUCAUGGAGAUGCUUGAGGCUCCCCACCAGCUGGCCUGAACCCACACCCACACUUGAGGCGUGCCUGGAACCUGGGGCACGGUGGAGGGGCCGAGGGCCCAGCCAGAGCUGUGGAGCAGAGCCAUGGCCUCCAAGGGGAUCUGCCAGACCUGCGCAGGGUUCUGAUCUCCCAAGUCAGAGAGGACCCCAGAUCCCUGUGAGGAUUAGAUGUCUACCUCCAGUGGCCUUGGGUCUCAGAACUUGUUGAUUGGGGUGAUUUCUUACCCCUCGCCCUCCCCUGCACAAAGCACUGGCCCUGCCUCCAGGAUGCUGCACCUCGUCUUGCUUCACUCCCAUCUGAAGAAUGGGAACUGAGCACCCCAGAGAGGGGUGUCGGGGGGCAGGCCCCCCAAACUGAGGGACAUGGAAGUAGGGCUCUCACAGUCCUUCCUCCUAAAUCUGGCAGAGGGGAACCGAUCACAGUCUCCUGUUCAGAGUCCCCUUUUACCUAUCACCUCCCACAGUCAGACUGAAAAAGAAAAGGGAUGGUUGGUGGUGAAGGGACUGAUGGAGAUGGAGGAAUGGGUCUACUAUUUUUAAUUUCCUGUGAGGACAGAGAAUUGCAGUCAGACUCAAGAGAAGUACUGUGUGUCCCCAGGUUGACUAAGAAAUGCAGUGGUGGAGGUGGUAUGUGGGCAUGGAGCACCACAGGUGGCCUGUCCCUGGGCUCCUCCAGUUGCUGCCUUCCCGCCCUUCCUAACCCCGUGUCUAACUUGGGGAAGGGGCCUGGGCUGUGAUGACAGUUUAUGCAGGUUCUUCCUUCCACAGUUUUCCCCCAACCCUGGACACACAGGCUGGGGACAGGGACCGAGCCUGAGAACUGGUGGGUGGGGUGGCCGCUCACUGGAGGUGUGUCGGGCUGCAUGGUUUUUACCCUGCAUCUCCUUGGGGCCUUUCCCCUCUCACUCGCACAUAAAAUCGCUUUCCAGUUAAA